AUGACAAGUUGUGCCCCUUCACCGCGAUGCUCCGGGAACAGGAGACGCUCUGAGUGAGGACCGCCGCCAGCCCCACUCCGCGGAGGACGGUGCCUAGGCCGGUGGCCCUGCAUCCCGCGCUUCUGCUCGGCUAGGUGGGCUCUCCUCCCGCCUUCGCAGGGACGCCCCGCAGAGAGUGACAGCGAUGGCCACGAGGAAGCGAACCCUCAAGCUGCUCACCUUCCUGGGGCUCUUCAUCUUCCUCACCUCCUGCUUCCUCAACUACUCCCACACCGGGGUGCCUGCCGCCUGGUUCCCCAAGCAGAUGGUCCUGGAGCUCUCUGCCAACUUCCGGAAACUCAUCAAAUCCCAGCCGUGCACCUGCGCCAGCUGCCUCAGCCAGCACGGGCUCUCAGCCUGGUUCGACCAGCGCUUCAACCAGACCAUGCAGCCGCUGCUGAACGCCCACAACGCCCUCAUGCCGCAGGACGCCUACCAGUGGUGGCUGAGGCUGCAGAGGGAGCGGAAGCCCAGCAACCUGAGCGACACGGUCCGGGAGCUGUUCCGCGUGGUGCCGGGGGACGUGGACCCCACGCUGGAGAAGAGGGCGGUGGGCUGCCGGCGCUGCGCUGUCGUGGGCAACUCGGGCAACCUGCGGGAGUCCUCGUACGGGUCCGAGAUAGACAGCCAUGACUUCGUGCUCAGGAUGAACAAGGCACCCACCGUGGGGUUUGAGGCCGACGUCGGGAGCAGAACCACCCACCAUUUUGUGUACCCCGAGAGCUUCCGGGAGCUGGGAGAGAAUGUCAGCAUGGUCCUGGUCCCCUUCAAGACCACAGACCUACAGUGGGUGAUCAGCGCCACCACCACGGGCACCAUCACCCACACCUAUGUCCCUGUCCCUCCGAGGAUCAGAGUGAAAAAGGAUAAGAUCCUGAUCUACCACCCGGCCUUCAUCAAGUACGUCUUCGAUAACUGGUUGCAGGGCCACGGGCGGUACCCAUCCACAGGCAUCCUGUCCGUCAUCUUCUCCAUGCACGUCUGUGACGAGGUGGACUUGUACGGCUUCGGGGCGGACAGCAAAGGGAACUGGCACCACUACUGGGAGAAUAACCCGUCGGCGGGGGCUUUCCGCAAGACGGGGGUGCAUGACGCGGACUUCGAGUCCAACGUCACAGCCACCUUGGCGGCCAUCAGCAAAAUCCGCAUCUUCAAGGGGAGAUGACGCCCGGGAGGGCCGCGGAUGGCCCGCGUCACCUCGCACCUCUCCGUUUACAACCGCGGCAACUUGCCGGAGCCAGUCUGUUCUGGAAGCUUCCGGGGCCAGCCUCCGGCGGGCCCUGGUGUGCUCAUGGCCUCUGGCCUGUCCACCUUUAACCUCAAAGUCACCCGGUGGCGCGCCCAGGGCCACAAAGACGGCCCAGGCCCGUCUCCUAUGGCUGUCCCCCAGUCCGGGGCAGGUGGGGAGAUGCCGGGCACGGCGCCCUCUCCAAAUAGGAGAAUUACCUCGGCUUUUGGGUUGUGGGGCACAAAGGAUGGAGGACUCCCGCAUUCCAAAGGACAGGCAAUCUCCCAGGAGGGAAGGUGGGUGGAAGCCGAGGACCACAGAGACCUCCAGUGCGCACGCUCAGCCUCAGGCUCCGGCUGGGAUGUUGGCAGAUGACCGUUACCUGCAGCACAGAGCCGCGCGGGGUCACGCGGGCACGGGGCAACCGUGAUGCCCUUUGCAUGAAGCCCGGCCUCUUGCUUGGUAUGAGCACCCCAUGGUUCCCCUCCCACACACCCUGUUCCCAAAGCUCCCCGAUAAUGGAGGAACGUGGCCAUGUGUCUCUGACGGGAGCAACGCCCCCUCUCCUGCGCAUCCCUUUGUGUGAUCGUCUCCCAGAGCACGCCUGCCCACUUCAUGUGCCUUUGAACUUGGGGAAGACAUGCAUGCAUGCGCUGGCUGAAGGGAGGCCCCAACUCCAACUCCAGAAAGGGGAGACCCACCAGCAGCCCAGCCAUUGCUGAAUAGCAGAUGUCCUUUUUCCAGUUUUCUGAGCCAGCUCUAGAGUUGGAACGAAGCUUGGAUCGAGGUGUCCACCCAAGGCGUGUCUGUCCUCCGUGGGGGUGGACACACAGUCCAGUUUGGUGUCUGUGACCCUCCAAAGCUCCCCGAGCUCCCCUGCCAUGUAGGGCCCCAGCUCUGGGCCAGGUAGGGGCCACCUCACUGGUAUCCUGGGGGUCAGAGUGGGGACACCUAAGAAAUGGUGACUGGCUGUCUACAUACCUCAUCUCCUCAUUCCUUUCUCUCUGUUCUGCUCUGCUCUGCUCUGUUCCGCUCCCCUCUCCUCCUCUUCCCUGUGUUGCCUUCGUGAUUAUUUAUUGGUGUUUUAAACGAAUUCAGCUGAAAUCAUGUGCAUGCGCUGUUUCUGCUGCUCCUGGCGUCAUGUGGAGUGGGGAGCAAACAGGAAGCCCCUCUCCCCAGGCUCCUUACACGAGUGUCUGGGACCUUGGAGCUUGUGGGGCAUGCUGGGGUGCAGGCCCUGGAGUUUGGGAAAUGAUCU
Perognathus longimembris pacificus (Pacific pocket mouse) is the source of this 2525-nucleotide messenger RNA. It is a transcript of the gene St3gal1, whose product is annotated as ST3 beta-galactoside alpha-2,3-sialyltransferase 1. Gene Ontology annotation, molecular function: beta-galactoside (CMP) alpha-2,3-sialyltransferase activity. NCBI's taxonomy places the organism in Eukaryota, Metazoa, Chordata, Mammalia, Rodentia, Heteromyidae. Bases 185 to 1204 code for a protein of 339 amino acids. The record is from RefSeq and is a predicted model, not a curated record. The transcript is spliced from 6 exons.